CUUUGUGACAGCUUGUUUGUGUGGAAGCUGUAUGUUUGCGCUCCGUGACACAGAAGUUAUGUGUUUUCUGGUGUGGGAUUAAAUAUCGAUCCUGGCAUUAAAAGAAAGAAAAAAAGAAAAAAAUCCAAAAAUAAAAGUAUGUCUUCCUUUGGAGAGCGAAGAGACGGAGUUUCUGCAGACGAGGAUGCGCAGCCGCCGCAGCCGAAGACGCGCACGGCGCAGGUAUUCCCACUGCCCUUCAGCGUGGAGGCGCUCAUGUCGGACACGGGCAGGCCGCUGGCUGCCACGGACACCGACACGGGAAGUAGUGACUCUUUGAGUGACGAUCAAGAGCCAAUAUGCAUUAAAUCAGAGCCGACGGAACGAGAUGUAGCGCCUUGGAUCUCCAGUCCCACUAUGACCACUUCACCACGGCAGCUCAGUCCAAACAUCUGUUCUUUGAGGAAGCACAAAACCAACCGCAAGCCUCGCACCCCCUUCACCACCACACAGCUCCUGGCCCUGGAGAGGAAGUUUCAUCAAAAGCAGUACUUGUCCAUCGCGGAGAGGGCUGAGUUCUCCUCCUCACUGUCACUGUCGGAGACCCAGGUCAAGAUCUGGUUCCAAAACCGACGAGCCAAAGCCAAGAGGCUGCAGGAGGCAGAGGUGGAGAAAAUCAAACUGGCAGCUGGUGUAGGGCCCAAAGCCAUGUUCUACUCAGGCUUCUCAUCUUUAGGCCUCCCCGUCAGCGUGAACCUGCAGACUGGACCGGCCUCGCUGUAUGGACUGGGCUGCUCCUACAGCCGCAGCACCCUGCUCCCAGCUGCACAUCUGGCCAUGUACGCCUCACCGGUCAGCCGCCGCCUGUUCAACUUCUCCUGAAACAAAGAGCUGUUAUACAGACUGAAUUCUGGGAAAAGAAGGACAAGACUGUCAUAAAAUCAUGCACCUUGUGAAAGAGUCAAUUAUGGACGAGAGAUGAAGCUGAAAAUUAAUCUUCAGUGGUCUUGAGAAUUUAUGAAUAUUUUUUUUCAUGAGUCUGUUGAAGGACAAGGACAGAGCAUCCUAAAACCUUCCUUUGCUGUUUGGCAGCGCUGAUGCAGUAGGUCAAGAUAAUUAAGGGAAUAUUGAUCGGACAAUGUGUAUCUCGUAUUGUCUUGAAUACCAAAUUUCAUUUAUUUCCUCUUCGACUCUUCUAGUUUCCUAGCAAAGGAAGCAUUAUUUUUCACUCGAUAGCCUCCAAUAUACCUGAAAGACAAAUCCUUCCAAAGUGAAACAUAUUUAUUUUUUAACAGCUGUUUGGUAGCUGGUAGAUCAGGUCACUUCAUAAUGCAUAAUGUAGCCUACUUUUGAAAAAGUUCAUUUGUAUGACAUUAAAUUAAAGCUUUCAGUGAACAAGCUGCAUAGUCUUUGGUUGUUUGGGGCUGAUGUAUCUUAGGCACUUGACAAACUUUCACUUCACUUCAGUCUGGAGGGCAUCUGCUUCUGACUUUCAGCUGCUUUUUUUGUCUUGCUUACUCCACAAAUAAUCAGCACAUGUGCUGUUUUGCCAAACUAAUGCUUCUAAGACCUCUUCUUAUCCAACUUCUACAGAGAACAGAAAUGCUCAACGCCCAGUGUACAUGCAGUUGAUGUGUAGAAGAUGAUAUUUUAAGGCUUUACUUUCUAUAGGAGUAACCCCGCCAGACUGACUUUGUCUUUUGUUCAGGAAAUGCAUCUUUAUCCCAUCAUCAUCCCUCACUUCCCAUAAUCACCUUGAAUUAUGACCUUGAUAUAGGUUCAUCCGUGAGAAUACUGACUGCUCUCUUUGGCCUCCACUGUUGAUUUUUACAUAAAAAAAAUUAUGCCAAAUACAGGGUUAAAUUUAGAGAAAAAAAAUAUUAGAGCUACUUUUCAGUACAUACCAUAAUUAGCCAUAGCAGCCUUAAAUAUUUAAUAGGUAAUAAAUGUAUGUUUGCAGCAUUGCAAGCAGUUUUGUCAGUAUAUCACACUGUUUGUUGGAGCUUAAAGAUCAAAUUUUAUAUUGAGGUUUUUCCAUUCAUUAAUCAAGGAACCUUGGAUGUAAGGACGCUGUGCAUGACGGACCAAAUCAUAUUAGUCAAACCAUUAUUUAGUAUCAUAAUCUCCUCCAGAGCUUUACACUAAAAUGCAACUCAUAGGCAUGAAGGGGAAUGAGGUGUUGUACAGUAAAUAAGGGUGGAUGUAAAACUGGGUGGCCCAAAUGAAGAGGUGUUGUAUUCUUUAAUAGCUAUUUAUCCAUCCAAAUCUCCUCUGAAUGUGUGGAAUUAUGUUCACAGAAAGGAAUAUUUGGGGCAAAUAGCAUAUCUGGCGUUGGCAUAAUUGCAAACAUGUGUUUCCAUAUUGCUCUUGGAUAAUGCAGAGGUUGGGGUUGUAUUCAUUUGAUGUGAGCUCUAUCUUUAAACUGUAUACUUUAAAUGAACUCAGUCGGUUUGUGUGAACUUUGCAAUACAGCAUAGCAGACUGUCCCUUCACAGUCCCUAGUUUAAUUGUCCUUGUUCCUGAAUUCUGGUUCCAAAACUCUGUGAAAUUAUAUGUGUAGACUCAGUGAUAACACAGCAGUGCGUGGUCUCUCUCUCCCUCUCUCUCUUUCGCCUUCUGUAAACUUGGAAAAAGCUUGUUACCAUUAGCACAUAUUUCACAGGCCAUUUGCUCCCCUCCAUUUUGAAAUUAAACCCGGCAUUAAGCUGAUAGUGAGGUCUUUAAUGGGAAUGAUUGCCCAAUAACCUCAGUUUCUAGUUUCUCAUGUUUUAAAUGUGAAACCUUAGCAGAGGAAAUGACCCUAGCCCAGAAACUCAGCUGACCACUGAUUUAGACAAAAAGAGAGGUGAGGUCUAGAGAAUCCUUAUUUGUCAGUAUAUUAUACUUAUAUUGUACAACACACAUUGAAACUGUACCUCAGCAUUUAACUGAACAUGCAGGAACACACCACAUACUGCAGACUACACUGCAAAAAUCAAAAUC
This is a messenger RNA of Sphaeramia orbicularis (orbiculate cardinalfish), 2961 nucleotides long. Its product is annotated as homeobox protein MSX-2-like. Gene Ontology annotation, molecular function: DNA-binding transcription factor activity, RNA polymerase II-specific; RNA polymerase II transcription regulatory region sequence-specific DNA binding. Bases 139 to 861 code for a protein of 240 amino acids. NCBI's taxonomy places the organism in Eukaryota, Metazoa, Chordata, Actinopteri, Kurtiformes, Apogonidae. The record is from RefSeq and is a predicted model, not a curated record. Gene Ontology annotation, biological process: regulation of transcription by RNA polymerase II; embryonic morphogenesis. Gene Ontology annotation, cellular component: nucleus. The transcript has 2 exons.